CGUCGACCCGUGCGGGUCGAUGAAGGAAAAUGGUGGAUUGUUUCGGGAAAGACGUUUGUCUUCCUUUCACAAACACUCUCUGGAAAGAUCAACACAAAGCAGUCACAUUGCAAAGUUUAUUGGCAGUUUAGAGAGAUAUAAAUCGUUUUCCCUAGCUGCAAAGCAAACCGAAAGUUAUUAUUCUUUAAUCUGUGUAUGUCCAAACAGCUGAGACUACAAACGUCCUGUGUAUUUCCGUGUUUUUUUAACACAUAUUUCAAUACAUUUUUGGUAGAUGUGUGGACUAAUUUCAAUUGAGCAAGUGUAACAGCUGACAAGCAAAUGACAACCAGACUAGAUCGGCUGUUUCUCCUUUUGGACACUGGUUCCACAGCAUUGAUACGAAAAUCAGCUGCAGAGCAGCUUGGAGAUGUACAAAAACUUCAUCCAUAUGAACUUGGAAACCUCCUCAAUAAGUUACAUGGCUAUCUGCGAAGUAACAACUGGGAAACACGAAUUGCAGCAGCCCAGGCCGUUCAGGCGAUUGCGCGAAAUGUUCCACAGUGGGAGCCAAGAGGUGCUCCAAAACAAGAAACACAAAAUGAAGAGGCUUUCCUCAAUGGUAAACUGCUGUUGUCAAAGUUUGAUGUUCAAAGAGUCCUUGAAAAUGGAGCCUCCCUGCUGGGUUCAGAAGGAGCACAAUUUAAUGAGGACGAAAAAUUGUCUGGUCUUGAUGAACGAGACCGCCUUGCCUACCAGCGACAGAUGUUGAACAAGAAGCUUGGCCUGGAUAUGGCCGGCAACCUUAAGCUCGGGCUUGACACAGACCUUUAUACGGACGAGGAUCUGCUGACCGGGAUGAAGAAGGAAGAUGAAACAAAACCUGACACAAGGCAGGUGUCAGAACUGCUACAACUGCAGCUGGGAACCAAUCUUAGUGCUAGAGAGCGGAACCAUGCAAAACGGAAAGCCAGACUCAUGCAAAAACAGAUUUCUAGGGACUCACCAGUACUAGAUCAUGAUGGCGAGCCUCCUUCCAAGAAAUUAAAGGGAGAAAACUAUGGUGUGGACUCACCUGCUAGUGUUGACAGUGCUGAAGAACAGGAAGAAUGGCCAUUUGAGUUGUUCUGUGAGCAACAGAUGUCCGACCUGUUUCACAGUGCUUGGGAGACGAGGCAUGGUGCAGCCACAGGGUUACGUGAAGUGGUCAAGAUUCAUGGCAGAGGUGCUGGGAAAUCCAUAGAUACUCCUGUAGACCAGAUGUUAUCUGGAAACCAGUUAUGGCUGUCUGACCUUGCACUUCGACUCAUGUCCGUUAUUGCACUGGACAGAUUUGGAGACUUUGUCUCAGAUGAGGUUGUAGCCCCUGUCAGAGAGACAUGUGCUCAAACCCUUGGCGUGGUUAUGAAGUUCCUUGAGCCUGAGGGAAUACAAGGGGUUCUAGCCAUCCUCUUACAGUUAUUGCAGCAAAAACAAUGGGAGGUGCGUCAUGGGGGUCUGCUUGGCAUAAAGUAUCUUCUGGCUGUAAGACAGGACAUGACAGUGGAAUUGCUUCCCAGUGUUUUACCAUUCCUGUACCUGGGCAUACAAGAUGUUGAUGAUGAUGUACGUGCAGUGGCGGCUAGUGCUCUCGUGCCUGUGGCGGACACACUGAUACAGGUCUUGCCUGACCAGGUACCAACAGUAGUGUCUUGUCUGUGGGAAAUACUUGUGGAUCUUGAUGACCUGACAGCGUCUACCAAUUCCAUCAUGUCACUGCUGGCUACUCUUCAUGCCCACCCACAGGCUAACAUACUGGAUAGGUUGUCCAAACCAUUAACUGAGCUUGUGCCGAGACUGCUUCCAUUCUUCAGACAUAACAUAGUCUCGGUUAGAAAGGCAGUGCUUGAGACUGUGAACACUCUUGUUCAAGUAUCGUCAGAAAAGGAUCCAGCAUGUAGUUGGCUCCCAUCGGUCUUACAGCCACUGCUGUGUCACAUAUACCAGAGGAGCUUGCUGGAAACCAGCCCAGAAAUCCUCAGGCUCAUUCCAAGUGUCUGGGGGCGUGUCUUGGAAAAGGCCACGCCCCUUUCCCUGGUUGCUGUGGCCACCCCAUGGAUGGGAGUGUGGUUAUCACUCGCUAUGCAACCUUCCAAGAUUCCAUAUGAUCACAGCUUUCUGGUGGAGGCGAAACAUCCUGGAAGGGGCCCAGAUUCUGUGUCUCAUCGUAGUCGCCACUCCCUUGAACAAGACAGCCCCACCCCGGGGACCAGCAAAACCCAGCCCAUGUAUAUAGCAGGGUUUGAGUCCCUGAACUCAUCUGUGCAGGAACGGGAUCAAAAUGUGGUCAGGGCGAGGAUGACAGCUGCUGGUCUGUUUGGAGUUCUAUGCCAACGUGUGACAGUGCCUCUUAAUACCCUCCCCACUGGCUAUGAGAAGCCCUCGGACUCGCUGACUAAGUUGCUCACAUUUCAUCUCAACACACGCUCCGCUGUACAGAGGAUUGUGAUCGCUGAGGUGUUGUAUGCAUGGGCCUCGUGUCAGGCAUGUCUCUGCCCCCCUGAGGUCAAGUCCAAAGUCUUGGAGACACUCUCAGAAGGCAUCUACUUUGAUGAGAUUGCCCUUGGGUUUACGAGGCUGCAGACAGAAUGCCGAGACUUCAUGGCAAGCCUGAAACAGCAGGGAAUUAAUCUGGAUAUGAUUGUUCCACAAACAUUAAUUUUAAGCCUGGACCAGGCUGCGGCUCUGGUGGGUCAAGACUUUGAGCAAGUAAAAUCUACCUUGAAGCCCCGGGCUCUAGCAACCCUUGAGGACAGAAGGGCUUCACUAAGUACUACAGUUGCCCAGAUCUCAGCGGAUCAGCAGAUACUCUCUGUGAGAGUUCAAUCAAGCCUGGCAAAAGCAGCAGUCCUGCUAGACAUGAUUCCAGAGAAAUUAAACCCAGUUAUACGACCGCUCAUGGAUUGUGCCAAGAAGGAGGAAAAUGCAACUCUACAGCAUGAGGCAGCCAAAUGUCUGAGUAUCCUGCUUCGACAAUGCAUGUCUCGAGAUCCAAGCCCGAAUGCCAAGGUGGUAAAGAAUCUGUGUGGGUUCCUGUGUUCUGACCCAGCUCACACUCCUGCCAUAAUACCCCAGCUCAAUAACAACACUGCUGCUGAAAUGAACUGUGAUACUUUCAAAGGGAAUAUUACGCUUGCCAAAAUCUGUAAGGUGCCAGACACUGAUCGAAGGAGAACGAGACUGCCUGGUUCUCGAUCCGAUAUGGGUGUGUCCCCUGAUCUCAGUAAGGAGGAAGAACAGGUUCAGAGACAGCUGUGUAUACAGAGAAGGGGAGGGGAGAUAACUCUGUGUAGGGUUGCUGGAGAUUUCUCAGACAAAUUGCCCACAGACUUACCUGCCCUUUGGGAAACAGUUACAAAAUACCUCACAGAAAACAAAGAUUUUGAAGUGACAGACUCCAUUGCUCAAGAGAUUGUAAAUAGUCUACAAGUGCUAGAAUCUAUAGGACCUUCACUACAUUCAACCUUGCUUCCAAAGUUGGUAGAAAGUCUUCAACAGCUGAAGACCUAUUUAGAACACAGAUAUGCAGGGAUUCGCCACAUUUCCGCUCGUUGUGUCGGAACCCUAGCGCGUCUUUCAACCCCAGACACGAUGUUGUUUCUCAUCGAGGUUGUUAUUCCCAUGUUGGAAGCUUCAGACAAUAUAACGCAGAGACAGGGGGCUUCAGAAGCUUUGUAUCAUGUUAUAGAAAGUCUUGGACUGGAUAUUGUUCCCUACAUUGUCCUGCUGAUUGUUCCCGUACUGGGCCGGAUGACAGACCAAAAUACGGAUGUAAGAACGCUGGCCACUCACUGCUUUGCAUCUCUCAUACGACUUCUUCCACUGGAGACAGGGGUUCCUGACCCACCCGACAUGGCAGCUACUUUGUCUGAGCAAAAACAGCGAGAUCGGGUAUUCCUGGAACAGCUGUUGGACACAUCCAAGCUGGAAAACUACUCUAUUGACGUGCCAAUAAAGGCUGAGCUUCGUAAAUAUCAACAGGAUGGCGUUAACUGGCUUGGAUUCCUGAGCAAAUACAAACUCCACGGGAUUUUGUGUGAUGAUAUGGGUCUCGGGAAGACACUUCAGUCUAUAUGUAUAAUGGCUACAGAUCACUAUAGAAGACAAGUGAAAUAUAAGGAAUCUCAGAGCCCUGAUAGUUCACCCAUCCCCUCAAUUGUCGUCUGCCCACCCACCCUGAUUGGUCACUGGGUGUACGAGAUUCAGAAAUUUAUAGAUGAGGAAUACCUCAACCCCCUCAUGUAUGCGGGCACCCCAACUGAAAGACAGAGAUUACAAAAGAAAUCCAAAAACCACAAUUUGAUUGUUGCUUCUUACGACGUUGUCAGAAAUGAUGCAGAAUUCUUCAGCUCUAUACACUGGAACUAUUGCAUCCUAGAUGAAGGUCACAUUAUAAAGAAUGGUAAAACAAAGAUCUCAAAAGCAGUGAAGCAAUUAAAAUGCAACCAUCGGCUAAUCCUGUCUGGUACCCCAAUCCAGAACAAUGUCCUUGACCUUUGGUCCCUGUUUGAUUUUCUGGUUCCCGGUUUUUUGGGAACGGAGAAGCAGUUCCAGGCCAGAUAUGGGAAACCGAUUCUUGCAAGCAGGGAGGCCAAGAGUUCAUCUAAAGAACAGGAAGCUGGAGCGUUGGCCAUGGAAACUCUACAUCGGCAAGUCCUACCCUUUAUCCUGCGACGACUUAAAGAAGACGUACUACAAGAUCUGCCCCCUAAAAUCAUCCAGGACUAUUAUUGUGAUUUGAGUCCACUUCAGGUACGCUUGUACGAGGACUUUGCACGCUCUCAGGCACAGAGGGGUGUAGAAGAUUGUGUCACGUCGGUCAAGGUCAGCGAGAGUAAGAGGGGAUCCACACACAUCUUCCAGGCGUUGCAGUAUUUACGCAAAGUGUGUAAUCACCCGGCUCUUGUGUUGAACCAGAACCAUCCCAAGUACACUGAAGUGAUGGCUUCUCUCAAAUCUCAGGGUUCAAACAUUCGUGAUCUCAAUCACGCCCCCAAGCUAACAGCUCUAAAACAGCUGCUUAGUGACUGUGGUAUAGGUGUGGACGAAGUGCCGGCCAGCCUGGGUGAAACUCCCGUCGUGAACCAACAUCGGGUGCUACUAUUUUGUCAGCUCAAAGGCAUGCUGGACAUAGUGGAAACCGAUCUACUCAAGUGUCAAAUGCCAUCUGUGACUUACCUUAGACUGGAUGGAAGUGUCCCUGCCGGCAACAGACAUGACAUUGUCAACAGGUUCAACAAUGAUCCAUCAAUCGACAUUCUGCUGCUGACGACGCACGUUGGCGGACUGGGACUUAAUCUGACCGGUGCUGACACGGUGGUGUUUGUCGAACAUGACUGGAAUCCCAUGAAAGAUCUACAAGCUAUGGAUCGGGCGCAUCGUAUCGGGCAGAAGAAAGUCGUGAAUGUUUAUCGGCUUAUCACUCGUGGAACUCUUGAGGAAAAGAUUAUGGGUCUUCAGAAGUUUAAGAUUACAAUAGCAAACACAAUUAUCAGCCAAGACAACGCAAGCUUAUCAACAAUGGGGACAGACCAACUACUGGACCUAUUCACUCUCGAGGAAAAGCGGAAGGGCGAGAGUGCAUCUUCCAGCGAACAAAAACACUCGGAUAAACAGGACACGGUGAAGGCAAUAUUGGAUGGUUUGGGCGAUCUCUGGGAUGAGCAGCAAUACGAGUCCGAAUAUGAUAUCAAUACCUUCAUGAAAUCUCUGGUGUGAUGUUCAUGAAAAAUUAAGUGCAUUGUUCACGAGAUAUUUGCAUUGAUGUUCAUGAAAUCUUUGGUGUGAUGUUCACGAAAUAUUUAGUGUAUUGUUUAUGAGAUGCUUGGCUUGAUGUUCAUGCAAUCUUAUAUGUGAUGUUCAUGAAAUAUUUAGUUUUAUGUUUAUGAGAUAUUCGUUGUUAUGUUCAUGAAAUAUUUGGUGAAAAUAAUGAGAUUGUACUAUUGUGAUUUUGUGAACAUGCAUUUGAACAGUUACUUUGUCAUAUGAUAUUAAUAUGUUUGUAAAAUCUUUGACAUCAUUAUAAGACUAUAUGACUUUGGCAAGAGCAUAAUUAAUGCAUGCAAGAAAUCUUUACACGUUUAAUUGAAUGUGUAAUUGGAAUUCAGUCAAACUUUGGAACGAACAACGUUAUAAUCAUGAGUUGAAAUAUAUCAAUAUUAAUAAUGUUCAUGAAAUAGGUGGUGCUGUUUGACUUAUGAUAUUAAUACAUUCAUAGUUUAGGUAUGAACUCACUCAAAACAACAGCAACAGGAUGGUCUCAAAACAUGCUUUACCCAAGAUUGUUUAGUGAAAAUAUUAAAUUCUUAAGAAUUUGAGAGGAAAGAUAACUUACUCACUAAGCAUUUGCAUACAUCUUUCGAAUUUUGAUAUUAGUCCAGUGAAAGAGAUUUUUUAAGUUAUUCACUCAGCAAGAGAAUUUCUAGUGAAUUAACUUAAUCGGGCCGUAUAUGAUAAGACAUAGUGUACCUUUAAUAUGAAAUCCUGGGGUUCCUCGUCAGGAUUGUGUCAAUAAUAGUACAAUUAAGCACAUAUUUAAUAAUUAUACACUAUACAACCCUCGCAGACUACACAGUUGUUGCUGAUAAAUAAAAAAUGUAUUCAUAUUCCAUUGAUAAUUUUGGAUCACAUUCUCAUGGUAAUAUUUAAAGAGAAAAACAUUUUGUUUAAGAAAGUUAUUGUUAUUGAAAUGACUAUGCUUGAUUCUGAAUAAACAUUAAUGAUUAA
Mya arenaria is the source of this 6744-nucleotide messenger RNA. Its product is annotated as TATA-binding protein-associated factor 172-like. NCBI's taxonomy places the organism in Eukaryota, Metazoa, Mollusca, Bivalvia, Myida, Myidae. Gene Ontology annotation, molecular function: DNA binding; TBP-class protein binding; ATP-dependent chromatin remodeler activity. The record is from RefSeq and is a predicted model, not a curated record.